Messenger RNA from Neltuma alba, 2041 nucleotides. RefSeq names its product cysteine-rich receptor-like protein kinase 10. Gene Ontology annotation, molecular function: protein serine/threonine kinase activity; ATP binding. The coding region runs from base 1 to 1983 and encodes 660 amino acids. Gene Ontology annotation, biological process: defense response to bacterium; protein phosphorylation. Lineage: Eukaryota; Viridiplantae; Streptophyta; Magnoliopsida; Fabales; Fabaceae. The transcript has 7 exons. Gene Ontology annotation, cellular component: plasma membrane. The record is from RefSeq and is a predicted model, not a curated record.
AUGUGGAUUGAAAUUGAUCAUCACAAAAUAAUUCGUCUCAUGAAUUCUCUUCAGCUCUGUCUUCUUCCUUGCCUUGUAAUCCUUUCGAUUGCCAGAAUCAAAGGACAGACUUACUUCUGUUCCCCUACAACUUAUGCCCAGAAAAGCACGUUUCAGACAAACGUGAAUCACUUACUCCCUUCCCUUUCCUCCAACACCAAUCAAAGUGAUGGAUUUUACAACACCACCGUCUCCGGGCAAGGAAACAACUCCAACGACACCGUCUACGGCAUGUUCCAGUGCCUCGGCGAUGCCACCGUCCAGACCUGUCAAAAAUGUGUUUCCGACGGGAUCAAAGACAUCCUUCAGAGAUGCCCCAAUAAUACAGGAGCCGUCGGGUGGUACGACAAGUGCUGGUUACAUUACUCCGACCAGUAUUUCUUCUCCAAAAUGGAAGAAGAACCCCAGAGGAUUGUUGUUAACACCCGCAAUGCAACGGACACGAAUAGCUUUAUGAAUCGUUUGGGAGAAACCUUGAGAGUGGUUGCCAAAAAAGCGUCGGAAGGCGGAAGCAAAAAAUUUGCGACAAAAGAAGCAAACUAUACUUCUUUUGAAACUCUGCACACUAUGGCGCAGUGCACGCCGGAUAUAUCUGAGAUUGAUUGUCUCAACUGUCUCGGUAACAGUAUUAGCAAUUUGCCUUAUUGCUGUAAUGGAAAUGUCGGCGGAGUAACCCUCAAGCCCAGUUGCUAUUUAAGGUAUGAAAUGUACGCCUUUUACCAGGAAGCGCCUCCGCCGCCUGCUCCUUCGCCGGAAUCCACUUCUAAAGGCAGGAUUUCAGCUGGGAUAAUUAUUGCCAUAGCUGUUCCAACAGUGACAUUCAUAUUGCUCUGCUUCUGGUGCUUAAAAAGGAGAGCAAGGAAAUAUGCUUCAGUUCCUAAACAAAGUGUUGACAUUUCAAGCGUAGAAUCCCUACAAUUUGAUUUGGAUACCAUCAAAACAGCCACAAAUGACUUCUCUCCUGACAAUAGACUUGGUCAAGGAGGAUUUGGUGAGGUUUACAAGGGUGUUCUACCUGGUGGACAAGAGUUAGCCGUAAAAAGACUAUCAAGCGGAUCAAAACAAGGUAUGGGAGAAUUUAAGAACGAAGUUAUUACAAUGGCAAAGCUUCAACAUAGAAAUCUCGUAAGGUUACUUGGAUUUUGUUUGGACGAAGAAGAAAAGAUACUCGUAUAUGAAUUUUUGCCCAACAGAAGCUUGGAUAAUUUUUUGUUUGGACUUGAAAACCAGGGUAAAUUGAAUUGGUCAAGGCGUUACAAGAUUAUCGUAGGCAUUACAAGAGGGAUGCUUUAUCUUCAUGAAGAUUCUCGACUAAAAAUCAUACAUCGUGAUCUCAAAGCUAGUAAUGUAUUGUUGGAUGAAGAUUUGAAUCCAAAAAUCUCUGACUUUGGUAUGGCUAGAAUUUUUGGAGUCGAUCAAACGCAAGCAAGCACAAGCAGAGUUGUCGGCACCUUUGGAUAUAUGGCUCCAGAAUAUGCAAUGCAUGGUCAUAUUUCAAUCAAAUCUGAUAUAUAUAGUUUUGGUGUCCUGAUUUUGGAGAUUAUUAGCGGCAAGAAGAAUACAUCUUUCUAUAUUUCAAGCUAUGCUGAAGACCUACUAAGCUAUGCCUGGAGGCUGUGGAGGGAAGGGAGGCCAUUGGAAUUGCUGGAUCCUAGUUUAAGAGAUUCUUGUUCGAGAAAUGAAGUUAUUAAAUGCAUCCAUAUGAGCUUGUUAUGUAUUCAGGAAAACCCAGCUCUGAGACCUACAAUACAGUCUAUUAUGGUGAUGCUAAGCAGUCACUCCGUCACAUUGUCGGAUCCUCAGGAGCCAGCAUUUUUUGUUGGUCGCCAUAGAACAGAUGCAAACAAUCCAGCCAUUUAUGAAAAUAUUUCAGAUCAAUCUACCAGCAAGUCUGCGCAGUGGUCUGUAGAUAAAGAUCCGAUUACUGAUUUCUACCCUCGCUAGUACCCUUGUGUAUUACUUAAAUGCUCAUCAACUCAGUAAUGUAUAUGUCAAACAUCGA